This is a messenger RNA of Lotus japonicus, 3311 nucleotides long. RefSeq names its product phosphatidylinositol 4-phosphate 5-kinase 1-like. The transcript has 8 exons. The record is from RefSeq and is a predicted model, not a curated record. The coding region runs from base 369 to 2549 and encodes 726 amino acids. Gene Ontology annotation, biological process: phosphatidylinositol metabolic process. Gene Ontology annotation, molecular function: 1-phosphatidylinositol-4-phosphate 5-kinase activity; ATP binding. NCBI's taxonomy places the organism in Eukaryota, Viridiplantae, Streptophyta, Magnoliopsida, Fabales, Fabaceae.
GAGGAUCUAACACGACUUCACAAUUAAAAGAUGACGAGCUAACCUCUACUUGUGUUCAUGUGGUUUUAUAUUAGUACUAAAUAGUACCAAGUAAUGCACAACCUCACUUGCUUUUUCUCUUUCUUUCUCUAAUGUUUCUCUCUCUCUAUCCGUUUAGCUUGUGUUGUUUGUGACCUGUUCCACCCAUUUCCCCAAAAACACACACAAAGCAGGAAGAUAAAAAGAUUCGUGUGAUCUUCGCAUUGUGCUGCUGCUGCUGCAGGUGAUUUGAUUUCACACUCACUCCUGAUUAGUCAUCUUUACCACCAUUUCUCUCUCUCGCCAGAAAAUGCAUUGAUUGCGCAACCUCCAUUCCAUAACCAGAAAAAAUGCGCAAAGCGCUUUCACAUGACGACCACGACGACGUGAAGAACAACAAGCCAGAGAAGCAAAUCACAAAAGACACGCGAAAACCGUCUCAGUUUCCGCCGCCGGCAACGGUGGCCGGCCGGAACCGGAGGGUAACUCCGACGGGAUUUGAGCUUGAGAGCGAGAGGCUCUUACCGAACGGCGAUUUCUACAUGGGAAGCUUCUCCGGGAACGUGCCGAGUGGAUCAGGGAAGUAUCUAUGGACCGAUGGGUGCAUGUACGAGGGAGAGUGGAAGCGCGGGAAGGCUUCAGGGAAAGGGAGAUUCUCGUGGCCUUCUGGUGCGACCUACGAGGGGGAAUUCAAAUCGGGGAGGAUGGAAGGGUUUGGAACGUUCACCGGAUCCGACGGCGACACCUACCGUGGGUCGUGGAGCUCCGAUAGGAAGCACGGGUAUGGCCAGAAGCGGUACGCGAACGGCGAUGUUUACGAAGGGUGGUGGCGGAGGAAUCUGCAGGAAGGGAGAGGGCGGUAUGUGUGGAAGAAUGGGAAUGAGUAUGUUGGGGAGUGGAAGAAUGGUGUGAUGAGUGGGAAGGGGAUUUUAAUUUGCUCUGAUGGGAAUCGGUUUGAAGGGCAAUGGGAGAAUGGGGUUCCUAAAGGGGAAGGGGUUUUCACUUGGCCUGAUGGUGGUUGCUAUGUUGGGUGCUGGAACAAGGAUUUCAAGAUGCAUCAGUUGAAUGGUGGUGGUGGUGGUGAUGAUUUGAUGGUGACGAUGAGGAAGAGAUCUUCAUUCAAUGAUAAGGAGUUUCAGAAGAUUUGUAUAUGGGAAUCUGAAGGGGAAGAAGGUGAUAUAACCUGUGACAUAAUUGAUAAUGUGAAAUUGUUGUACCGGGAUGAAGCCUCAAAAGAGAUUCUCAACUUUCGCCGGAACCCUUGUGGUUUGAACGCGGAGGUGAAGAGGCCGGGGCAAACUAUAUCCAAGGGGCAUAAGAAUUAUGAUCUGAUGCUUAAUCUGCAAUUGGGUAUUAGGUACUCUGUUGGGAAGGAAGCUUCCAUUUCGCGCGAGGUUAGACCGGGUGAUUUUGAUCCUAAGGAGAAGUUCUGGACGAGGUUUCCAGCUGAAGGAUCUAAGAUCACUCCACCACAUCAAUCAGUGGAGUUUCGCUGGAAGGAUUACUGCCCUAUGGUUUUCAGACAAUUGAGGAAGCUGUUUCAGGUGGAUCCUGCUGACUACAUGUUAGCUGUAUGUGGUAAUGAUGCCCUCAGGGAACUUUCCUCUCCUGGGAAAAGUGGAAGUUUCUUCUACUUGACCCAAGAUGACAGGUUUAUGAUAAAGACAGUGAGGAAAUCCGAAGUCAAGGUACUUCUUCGGAUGCUUCGGAAUUACUAUCAACAUGUUUCUCGUUAUCAGAAUUCACUUGUGACAAAGUUCUAUGGAGUGCACUGUGUCAAACCAAUAGGAGGCCAAAAGACCCGGUUCAUUGUGAUGGGCAAUCUUUUCUGCUCAGAAUAUCCAAUCCAUAGACGAUUUGACUUGAAAGGAUCUUCUCAUGGCCGUGUCACAAAUAAGACUGAAGAGGAGAUUGAUGAAACUACCACCCUUAAGGACCUGGAUCUCAAUUUUGCAUUUCGUCUCCGAAGACAUUGGUUCCAGGAUCUCAUCAAACAAAUUGAGCUGGAUUGCGAGUUCUUGGAAGCCGAGGGAAUUAUGGAUUACAGUCUUCUGGUUGGCCUUCAUUUUCGUGAUGAUAAUAAAUAUGACCAGAUGGGACUGUCACCAUUUCUUUUGCGCACCGGCAAACAAGAUUCUUAUCAGAGUGAAAAGUUCGAGCGUGGUUAUCGCUUCCUGGAAGCAGAGCUACAGGAUAGGGACCGAGUAAAAUCUGGCCGGAAGUCAUUGAUUAGGUUAGGAGCCAAUUUGCCUGCUAGAGCAGAGCGCAUGAUUCGGAGGAGUGAUUUUGAUCAAUACACCAAUGUUGGUAUCAAACAUUUAACCCCUUAUCGCAGCGGGGAGACUUACGAUGUUGUUCUAUACUUUGGUAUUAUUGACAUUUUGCAAGAUUACGAUAUCAGUAAGAAGCUGGAGCAUGCAUACAAGUCCUUGCAGGUUGAUGACCCUUCAUCAAUCUCAGCUGUUGAUCCAAAGCUCUACUCCAAGAGGUUCCGUGAUUUUGUGGGAAGAGUAUUCAUUGAAGACCGGUAGCAACGAGUGAAAAACGAAGCUGAAGUAUUCUCAUGAUGGUUCGAGGUAUCUUAUUGAUCUGAAUAUCCAGAACAAAGAUAGCUGGAAAUUGAAUCUGUUGUCAGAGUGGUGGGGCUUGCAGUUGAUUGUUUGGUGAACAGGUCACCCUUUCUGUGGCUAUCUACUCGUUUGGAUGCAAACAAAAAAGCACAUAUUGAAGUUUUAUUUAGUGCAUUUUGUAGUAGAUCACUUCAAUCAACUCCAGUAAGCCCGUUUGGAUACGGGCUGUAUGUGAAUGAAAAAGCUCGCGCGGGUGCUGGGUUUGUGGCUCAAAUUUGAAGAUACUAUCAUUAUGGUGGGGUAUUAAGGUGGGGGGAUCUUUGGAGAUGGAGGUAAUCUGUCUUGUUCUCUUGGUUUUUCCGUCUAAAGGGGUGGUGGGAAUUGUGGAUUUUUUUUGUGGUCACUGGUCACAAAGUAAGAUAUGAAUAUGACUUUGAAAAAUGAUAGGUAGAGUAGGCAUGAAAAUGUUUUCUUGAGAUUGGACACAAUGCGUGGAUAGUUUGUACUUGGUAACAAAGAAAGUGUACAGUUCUUAUAGAAAGGAUACAUAGUGGAAGGCUAAUUUAUAUUUUUGAACUUGAACAAUAUCUUACCUAGUUUGGGAGGUUUUGGAGUGAUGGUUAUGAAAUGUAUGGCUAGUGUUGUGGCUCUUUGGGAUCUCUUGUUGUCUCUCCCACACCACCAAAGUAUCUUUUUUAAUGUAAAUAAAUGUGACUUUAUUCA